AUGGAGCACCUUUCAAACUCAGAAAGGUUGAUAGAAAUAACCUCGAUCGAGUACUGGAUCCUCCCGCUCGUCUGCGCCGGCCAUUCGAAGGAAAUCAACUGGAUGCGUCCUCCUUUGGCCGAUCAACUUGAGGAUGAAAUUUUGGAUGACGGCGAAGAUGAUUUCGAAGAAGACUCCUCCGGCGAAGUUGAAUCUGACACGAUUUAUUUUGGGACAAACGGCCAGACGGCGAUUUUGUUGAGCGAGUUGCUUGGCGGACGUGGAGAUCUGGAAGACUUGGAGGGAGAAGUGGAGGACGAUGUAGAAUCUACCUUCGCCGACGCUCUCAAGAACCUAUCGCAAAAAGUGACUAACGAACUCAUCGACCGAAAACCGUUCAUGUCCGGUCUUGCUGCGAUAGAAUCUGUCCAAGGGCUGAUUCACUUGUACAAGACAAACUACGGCUUCAACAUCACGGAGGAAGGCCUAGCGACAUGCUCCUGCUCCUACAUGUUCCAGUGGAUCUAG
Messenger RNA from Oikopleura dioica, 507 nucleotides. The record is from the annotation of a GenBank genome assembly. NCBI's taxonomy places the organism in Eukaryota, Metazoa, Chordata, Appendicularia, Copelata, Oikopleuridae.